AGCACUGGGCAUGCUCAGUGAGCCCGGGCAGGUUUUUGGUCGCGAGCAGGAAGCUUUUUUUGCACUACAUUCAUCGGCUGCCAGGAGAAGGAGCCGCGGUUACGUGGUCGCCGCUACCCUUCCCGGGGGGGCCGCCUGUCACCGCACGGCACAACGCAGCGCCGCGCCGCGCCCGGCCAACCCUUCCUCGCCUCCCCGGCCCCAGCCGCUGCCGCCGCCGCUGGCCAUGGCCGCGCUCGGCCACCUCUCCACCUUCGGCCGGGUUACCCACGCCGUGGUGCGCGGACUGCCCGAGUCCCUGUGCCAGCACGCGCUCCGGCGCCACAAGGGCGACGAGGUGGAUUUCGCCCGGGCCGAGCGGGAGCACCAGCUCUACGUGGGGGUGCUCAAGAACAAACUGGGGCUGCAAGUGGUGGAGCUGCCGGCAGACGAGAGCCUGCCCGACUGCGUGUUCGUGGAGGACGUGGCCGUGGUGUGCGAGGAGACAGCUCUCCUCACCAGACCCGGGGCGGUGAGCCGGAGGAAGGAGGUUGACUUGAUGAAAGGAGCAUUAGAAAACCUUCAGCUCAACAUAGUAGAGAUGACAGAUGAAAAUGCAACCUUGGAUGGUGGAGAUGUUUUGUUCACAGGCAGGGAAUUUUUUGUGGGCCUUUCCAAAAGGACAAAUCAACGUGGUGCAGAAAUCCUAGCUGACACUUUCAAGGACUACGCUGUUUCCACAGUGCCAGUGGCUGAUACUCUGCAUCUGAAAAGUUUCUGCAGCAUGGCUGGCCCCAACCUGAUUGCCAUUGGCUCGAGUGAACCUGCACAAAAAGCUCUCAAGAUCAUGCAGCAGAUGAGCGACCAUCGCUAUGACAAAUUGACCGUGCCUGAUGAUGUGGCUGCAAACUGCGUGUAUUUAAACAUCCCCAACAAAGGGCAUGUCUUGUUGCACCGAGCCCCGGAAGAGUACCCGGAGAGUGCCAAGGUGUUUGAAAAACUGAAGGACCACAUGCUGAUACCUGUCACCAACACAGAACUGGAAAAGGUGGAUGGACUACUCACCUGUAGUUCAAUUUUGAUUAACAAAAAGGUAGACUUGUGAGUCCACAGAAUCCCCUCCUUGUCACUGGCAAUAACGUACAUGCAAGGCCGAUGACUCUGUACCCAGUCGUGUUUUGAUUGACAAUCUACUGUGCCACGAUGCUACUAAUCUGUGUUUACAAAAGUUAAUUCUCAUUUCCAUUCUGUUUCAUCAUUUGCUUCUCUCCUCACCCCAGGUGGUACUUAAGCUGUGGAUUUGAUAGCUGAAUAAGUCUAGGAAAUAUAAGUCUUAACAAACUAUUAAAACUUGAUUGGAGCAAGGGAAACACUCGUCUUAAUGACUUACAGAAAAUCCUUUGAGAUACCAGGAAAUUCGGAAGAAUGCCUUGAUCAGAUAAUCUCUCUUCUCUAUAUAUCAUCUGCAUAUAUUAGGAUUCCUACAGAAUUCUUUUUCUUUUUCUCCUCUCUCUCUCUCCUUCUCCCUCUCCCUCUCCCUUUCUCCUCUCUCCUCUUUCUCCUUCUCCCUCUCUGUUUUUCUCAAAUUUCUUAAUUUUGUCCUCUAAUAACUUUUGCCUCUUUUUGUAUCCCUAGCACUUAGUACAGUGCCUGACAUAUCACAUAGUAGGCACUUUAAUGCUAAUUGACUAUUGACUAUAAUAGAUCUAGAGCUGGGAAGGACCUCAGAAGCCAUCUAGUCCAUUGUCCUCAUUUUAUAGUUGAGGAAACUGAGGCCUUCUCUCUUUGCUUUUUGUUGUUUUUUGGUUUGUUUUUUUCUACACACCAUUCCCUCUCUUCUCACAGCCACCUUGACAUUGACUCAUCUUGGGCCUCUGGGUAGUAAAGCUUUAGCCAAUACACCACCACCAUGCAAUUCCACUCUGGCCUCAAUACAGUCUGCCUCACUAUUACAACUUCUGCCUUAAGGAAUGGGCAAAUGGGCUCCUGAGCAGAAUCACGACCAAAAUCUGGGUGGCGGCUUGGGAAAGCAUGACUAUGCAGGGGGGCACCAGGAUGGGGCUGGCCCCAGAGAUUCAAAUUCCAGAAGAGUUAGAGGUCCACACCUAGACAAGCUGCAACCUCAUCUUCUGCUGAUAACUCAGAUUCCCUGCCUAAAAAUUCAGGUGGCUAUGACAAGUCUAAGCAUUAACAUGCUAAAUAGAAAUUAGAGGAACUAACAAAAUCUAUCUCGGAAAUACUAUGCUAACUUUGCAUCUUAUAAAGUCUUUGUGGGGAUACUUACAUUUGCAUGCUCUUCCCCCUUGUGGGGCUCCCCAAUACUCCAAUAGAUAAGUGAGCUCACUGAAGUGGGUAGUCCCUUCCCCAGCGUAUAAGUCUCAACCCAUUCAUGUCUGCCCGUUCCUAAUGACUCUUGUCCAUAAUCUCCCAUAAAUCUAUCACAGGGAUUCCAUUUGACAUGCUAAGGGGUUUCCUCUCAUCUGGGAAUCCAAAUCAUUUGGGGGCAUAUUUUUUCAAUUUUAAAAAAAGUUUUCUUUUCCUUAUUUAUUAUAUUCCUGUUUCUGUCCUUCUUGUCUCUCCCAAGAGUCUGUUUUUUAAAAUUAAGAGUAUGCUAUUUCCCCCAAAAAAGGAAUAACAUCCAAAAAUGAAUGUGCACGCUAGGAGCAUAACUCAAAAAGAAUGGAGCAUCAUGUCCCUGAUGAAAGAAGUGAUUGGGCAGUCCCUACAUGGCUAACUUGGACCUGAGACCAGCUUCACAUAAUAGAAGACUUUUUCCCCAAACUUCCAUGAAUAUUUAUGAUGGAAUUCAAUUAAAUCCCAUUUCUCCUGUAACUCUCAAAUUGCACAACCUUCAGAAUGACUCAGGCAGCACAAAGGAAAAUACCACAGUGAAGUAAAAAGCCAUUGUCUUUUUUCUUCAACUUGAAAGAGUCCACCCCUACACAGACAAGGGAAAUGGUAUUUUCCAUGGAAAGAUGGCUGGUUUCAACACGUUAUCAACUUCCCAGUCAUCUCCACCUUUCCUGUGGAUUUGGGGAUAAGGAAAAUUCAGAAAACACUUGUUACAUUCUUAUUCUCUUUAGCUGUUCCUUCCUUGCCAACCUACAUGUAUGUAUGUACAACCUACUCAAUCAGCAAAAAAAAAAAAAAAAAAAAAAAGACACAUAGCUACAACCUAACUCAACCUACAAAUACUUUAACUAAACUAUUUAAUAGCCCUCUCAGUAGAUAGCAGGAAGAACUCAACCUGGAUAAACCACGAAGAAAACAGACAUGUCACCCUCCACUUGAGACUACUUGUCUUCUCUAUUUAGCCUAGGAACCAGAGGAAAUGUCUCCAGAUCCUCAUUGCUCAACUUUUUAAUUCUUAUCAUGUGCAGACAUCUGAUCAUGUACAUCCUGUAAAUGAAACAUUUGCUGGUCAUUGUUAUAUUUCAAGUUGUCAGAGAUGAAUAAUCCCAAAUUCAAAUAAAAAUAGGGAAAUGCCAUACCAACAAGGGAGAGAAUAUUGACCACGUUUUGUGGGGAGGCAAGAAGGAACUUGAACCCUGUGGAAAUGAUUAACCCCUUCACGUCAAAUUUGACCAUAGACAAAAGAAGGACUGACUUUGAAGGGUCCAUAUCACAAAGAAGGAAGGAAGGAAGGAAAGAAAGAAAGAGGGAAGAAGGAAGAAAGAAAGAAAGGAAGGAAGGAAUAAAAAUUAAUAAGUAAGUUUAGUUUAGUAAGAGUAACUUAUAUUACUUCCAUCCAUUAUUACAAUCUGAUGAUCAUGUAACCCUGCCUAUUUUUAGUCAAUUGCAAGGUGAAUAAAAUUCUCUGAAUCAUCUUUCCCCAGAAUUUCAUUUUGUUGUUCUUCUCUUCUCCUUUCUCUUCUCCUCUCCCUCUAUCUCAAGAAAUGACGUCAAAUUGGGGCACCCCUUCCCCAGAGCCUCAUCCUGAAUUCUUAAAUCAACCUCUAUAUCACACAUUAUAUUUCCCCUUUUGUGAUACUCUGUGUGACCUGCCUGUUAUGGACCUUUAAAACACACACAGAGCACAAUAGUAUUUCUUUGAUACCAACCGUAUAAUGUCCCCCACACUGGUUGAUGAUGAAUUUGUAAGGACAGACAAACUGUAACAAAAACUCCCUUUGACACAAGCAAGUCAGUGUUUUAUUCAAAUAAUCGAAACUUCAAAUAGAAUUACUUAACCAGCAAAAUUAAAUCAAAUAGGGGGGAUACAAAGAAAUUUCUUUAUUUCUUCAGGGUUUUUUCAACUGUGGCAGGUAACUAUAGAAACCAAUAAACACAGGUCUUUUACCAAUUAUUUUACUCUUUUUUAUCUACUAUGAACAGAAUAUUAAGGCCAUCUCUUCACCUUAUGGUAAAAACUACUUAGUAAAUGAAUAAUGUAACUUGUAUAGAGUUGCAUGGAAAUCUUUAUAAUUAUUCACCAUUUAGUAUUGCAUUGUUGUACAGCUUGCAAAUAGGAUUACAAUAUGGCGCUAGAUUUGGUCAGUCUCUCCCUCUGAUCAUGUCCUGCCGGCCAGUAUAUUGUUAGCCUCUUUUUGUGUGCCAAAAUCAUAAAUAUCCUAGUCCUUUAGGCCAGAGAAAUUCUGCAAUGAUUUUAGUCUCUUGUAAUUCCAAUAUUUGAUGUAAACCAGUUAUUAUGGAAUAAAGUGUCCGUCGUGCUGCAAA
This is a messenger RNA of Dromiciops gliroides (monito del monte), 4656 nucleotides long. It is a transcript of the gene DDAH1, whose product is annotated as dimethylarginine dimethylaminohydrolase 1. The record is from RefSeq and is a predicted model, not a curated record. Bases 11 to 1084 code for a protein of 357 amino acids. Lineage: Eukaryota; Metazoa; Chordata; Mammalia; Microbiotheria; Microbiotheriidae. Gene Ontology annotation, biological process: arginine metabolic process; positive regulation of nitric oxide biosynthetic process. The transcript is spliced from 6 exons. Gene Ontology annotation, molecular function: dimethylargininase activity; amino acid binding.